AACUACGCGAUUUGUUUCCUUGUUCACGGUGGCAAGGCACUCAUAACGUUACUAAGAAGCGAGGAAUAUGAAUAGAAAUUGUGUUUUUUCGUGGAAAUCUGAGAAAUUCAAUCUCCGCGUGAAUUGAGAGAAUCCUGUUGAUUUAAGCUGGCCUGAGACAGAGUAACAUCUUUCAAGAUGGUUAAAGAACUAAAAUGCAUUCUUUGUGAAACCGUCUACAACUCCAAACAGGAGAUGGAAGAGCACAUGAGAAGUAUGUUGCACCACCGAGAGCUGGAGAAUCUGAAAGGCCGGGACUGUGGACAUGAGUGCCGGGUCUGCGGCAUAACAGAGGUGAGCCUGACCGACUAUGCCAGUCACAUCUCCAGUCCUUCACAUAAACAGCGUGUUGACAAUCAGAAGCGGCAACACUUAAACGAAGACCAAGAUGAAGAGUACUUUGACAAAGACAUUGUGAGGCUCAUUGAAAAUCGCAAAGAAAUGAUCAGGAAAGAAGAAGCUGCUGCAAAACAGGCUAAAGAAGAGCAAGAAAAUAUAAGAAAGUGGCAGGAACUUCGAACAAGAAAUAUGAUGUAUCAGCCCUGUGGCCCUUGGGACCGGCCAUAUUCUAACUUUCCGCAGAUGCCCAAGAGGGGUAGAGGCUCUGAAUGGCAGAAUUCAAGAUUUUCAUCCCCUGAAUGCAACAAAUGGUUUAACCCUAGCCGACAGGUUAGGUGUGCCACAUGGCAUGCUGAAGGACCCCCUGACUUUCAAAAGUGGGGGUCUUAUGGUCGUCAGGGAGGGAGCUUGCACAACCAAGGAAAUGUCUGGGGUGGUAAGCAGGGCAAAUAUGGAUUCUGCCCUCCACAUCUAAGACAGCAGUUUCCCUGGAACAACAGUCGAGUUAAUGUACCUUGGGGUCAGUGCAUACCAUCACAUAAGUUCUUUACAUCUUCUACAAGAGAGCAUCAGAAGACACCCAACAGAUUUGAGAAUCAGACACAAAGUGAACAGAGCCUUGAAGAAUCUGGUGAUCAUGAUCCCAACAAAGGUAAGGGUCAGAAGGCAGAGAAGGCUUAUCGUUGGGCACCAUAUCCAUCAGCUAAACUUGGGGAUCCCUCAUCUCAGACUAACCCUCACCCACCAUUAGAUAAGUCAGAUGUAAAAUCUCCUGAAAACCUAAAUGCGCAAAGUUAUAACAAGGGCAGUCAGGACAUGGAGAGGAAGUCUAAAUCAGAUCACAAACGCUGGCAUCAUAAAACCACUUUCUAUGAAGAGAGUAAUUCCAUGGAGCAGAAGAUUUCUUCUAAGAAUGUUAGCGGUUGUAGCAAGGACAGUUUUUCCUCAACCUCCACCACUAGAAGGACAGAGACGCCCACCAAGCUUUCUGAAAAUUGUUCAAAGAGGCCCCUCAAAAAAGCAGGAAGUCAAGAUUCUGUUAGCUCUAAAAGUUCUAAGCAUUCACAUUCAAGCUCAGAAAUCCCACAACAUGGUUCGUCCAGUGCACAGCAAGACAGACUGCUUUCGGAGAUGCUAAGAAAAGCCAAAGAGACUUUGCUUGAUAGAAAUACCUCUAUUGACACACCUGGCCCAGACAGCUGCCUUAUAGGAUCAAAUAAUAUGCAAGUAGAAAGUUCAGAAUUAAACAAGAAUCAAGCAUUACAUGAAAGUAAGAAGAAACUGCAAAAGAACAGGGGACAAGAAACACAUGGUUUUGACAGGCGCGUCAGCAGUGACCAAGAGCAAUUAACCAGUACUGAAACUAAUAUACAGAUCAGCAAUGUGCGCAGUGAAUGUAGGUCAUACCUGCAGUCCUUGCAAGUUAGUACCUCCACUAUAGACCACGAAGAUGAGGAGGACAGUGGUGAAAUGGAGGAAAAUCCACACAUACCAGUACAAGAUCAAGUAAUGGAAACACUGGAUGAAGGUUUGUGCUUAGUUGGUGAGGGCUCCCACAGCAAUCCAUCCCAACAAACAGCAAGUGACUCUGUACCCUCCUUAAGUACACUUGCCUUGCCUGCAUGUCUCCAGAGGGAUCUGAACCGCCAUAUGGGCACCAAAGUCAAAGCAGCAUCUCAUGAACCCAACUUAAAUAAUGCCAGACGUGUUAGGAACGUGAGUGACAUGCGAAAGAAUGAGGCUGAGAAGGACUCUGGACUUAAACCCACCUUGCGUCAGCUCAUCAGCUCCUCUGGCUCCAGACGGAAUGUUAACUGGGACCAGGUGUACCAGGAAGUGAACCGGAAGAAGCAAGGCAAGGGCCUACCAAGAUUUGGUAUAGAAAUGGUGCCCUGUGAACCUGAGGGUCUUAACCAGAUGGAUGAAGAUGAUGUACCUCUAUCUGAGGGCUUUCAUUGGGACUCUCUGUUUGACUCCAGUCAAGUGCCUACCCGCAAGCGUAGCUUGUCUGAAAGUAAUGUGGUCAAGGAUAGCCCUGCUGGCUCCAGCUCCCUCCUCAAUGCUGUCGUACCACUGCGAGACUCUUCUGCUUGUGGAUCCUCACAGCCAGCAAAGAGAGAAGAGUUGCAGGAGUCCCAAGGUCAUCUGGAGUUCCAGAGUUCAAAAGGGCAUGCCAAGGGUGUUGAGGAUGUUGAAAUAGAUGUUGACUGUGCAUCAGACACUGAACUGAUUGAUACGCAAGGAGCUGGGAAGAAACGCAGAGCUCGUGGGGAUGUUGUAUCUCCAGAGAUUCCUAAUGAAGACCGGAAAAACAAGAGGCAAAAAAUUAAGGCCAAGAAAGAGCGUUGUCAAGUGGAUCAGUUGUUAGCUGUGUCUCUCCGUGAGGAGGAGCUGAACAACUCUCUUCAGGCAGUAGAUAAUAGUCUUAUUCAGGCACGUGCUGCCUUGCAAGCUGCCUACUUGGAAGUACAACGUCUUCUGAUGGUGAAACAGCAGGUAACCAGUGAGAUGAACUCUCUGAGAACUGAGCGCAUUGAAAUUCUUCAAGGAAUGCAAGGUGAAUUUGAGCCAAAAGAAAGACACAGGAGCUGUGAGGAGAGCUUGAACACUUCAUCAACACAAGUUUCUCAGAUCACUGACAACUCUGUUCAUCAAUCCUCAGAUCCCCAUUCAACCACCUCAAGCUCUUCCCAGCCUGUUACUGUUAAACAGGAGCCUGUUUCACCAUGUAAGCCCAUUUCGGAGCAUAACCUUGUCAUCUCCCCCAACCCAGGAGCUCAAAGCACCGCUUCUGUCCAAAUGACGUUUGCAGCAUGUCAAACAGAAACUACCACCAGGAACAACAGUAGGAUGGACACUUCACAGGAUGCCAUAAGCAAAGCUUUCGAGACCUCUACAUUAGAUCACAGAUUAAAGCCAUCGCCCGUCAAAGAAGUUUGUCAAAGCUCUCAAGAUGGGUUAGCCAACCCUUCUUCCCCACUCAUGUCUGCAUCCCUCUCUCCCAAGCCACUGUCUCCCUCUAACCUCUCUGAAAGCAAUCCAGUUAAGCGUGUUCGAAAGCUAAAAAAAAGAAAGUGCCUUAAGAAAGCCAAGGGGAAUGAGCAGCCUGAAAUCAGUGAAUCUGAGCUUGAUUUAGAGCAGCCUGCUCUUCGACCAAUCCGCAAGUACCGAUCUCAUCGGCGAUCCAGUGAUCUCCUCACCUCUCCCCCAACACCAGAGAAGAAGGAUAAGAAUGAGGAGAUGGUAGUGACUGAAGCUUCAAAGCCACAACCACAGGGAAUAAAGCUCGCCAAACCACCGUUGAAUGAAGCCAAUUCUGAUUCAUCUGAUCUGGAGAUUGUAGAGCUUCCCCCCCCUGUGCCCACUGAUUUUGUCAAUUUAGAUUCUUCAGACCCAGAGGAGAUGCCUGAAAAGGCAGCCAAGGAGCCAGCCACUAUGCACAAAAUAGAAAAUCAAGCGAUAACAGAUCCACAAAAUCUUGCCUGUAAUGAGGUCACCUCCACUAGUGAAAUUGGCACUAGAAGUAUAGUCAAGGCUAUUGAAAGUGAAAAGAAGUCAGCCUCAGCGAUGUUGGAGUCCAAAGUACCUUCAGAUAUGUCAGAUCCCGGGGAGGAGGAGCUUCCGACAGAAGGAGACUUUGAAGGCCAUCAAGAGGCUGUGAAUGGAAUGCAUAUUCAUAAUGGACUGCUGUAUACUUGUUCAGGGGACCGCACUAUACGCGCAUUCAGCCUGAUUACCCGGAAGUGUGUGGCUGUGUUUGAAGGACACAGCAGUAAAGUGAAUUGCUUGUUGGUGUCAUGUGGUGGAGGCCUGCAGCAACGCCUGUACUCUGGAUCAAGUGACCAGACCAUCCGCUGUUACAGCCUCAAGACCAAAGAGUGUGUGGAGCAGCUGUCUCUGCCAGAUCGAGUGCUCUGUCUUCAUAAUCGCUGGAAAAUUCUGUACAUCGGUCUGGCCAAUGGCUCAGUGAUCACUCUCAGUCUUCGGAACAAUAAGCAGCUGGAUGUGUUUGAGUGUCACGGCCCGCGGGCAGUAAGUUGUCUAGCAACAGCCCAGGAAGGAGCUCGGCGCAUCCUGCUGGUGGGCUCUUAUGACACCACCAUCAGCGUUCGAGAUGCCAAGAGUGGCCUGCUGCUGCGAACACUGGAGGGACACACCAAAACGGUGCUUUGCAUGAAGGUGGUGAAUGAUUUGGUGUUCAGUGGCUCGAGUGACCAGUCUGUACAUGCACACAACAUUCACACAGGAGAACUGGUGAGGAUCUAUAAGGGCCACAGUCAUGCAGUUACUGUGGUGGCCAUACUGGGAAAGGUGAUGGUCACCGCAUGUCUUGACAAACUGGUCCGCGUGUACGAGCUCCAGUCCCAUGACAGACUUCAAGUCUAUGGAGGACAUUCAGACAUGGUGAUGUGCAUGGUGAUCCACAAGAGCAUGAUCUACACAGGCUGCUAUGACGGGAGCGUAAAAGCUGUCAGACUGAACCUGAUUCAGAACCACCGCUGCUGGUGGCAUGGCUGUACUCUCAUCUUCGGGGUGAUGGAGCACCUGCAGCAGCACCUGCUGAACGAUCACACCAGCCCAGCACAGCAGACCUUCAAAUGCCGCUGGAGGAACUGCGACUCCUUCUUCACAACCCGCAACAGCUCCAAAGAGGCCGUGCAUUGUCACAUGCAGAAACAUGCUGAGGACGACAGUAAAAUGGAGCCAUGAGGGGCCAAAGGAAUAUCGGACAUAACCUGCUCUUUUUUUCCCAUAUUGGGAAUGUCAUUCAAUUUUCACCAGAGGAGCCCUGUUCAUGGGUAUAUUUUUAUACGAACCAUCAGAUACCAACAACUGCCUCUUAGAUGAUGUCAAGUUAAUCAGCUAUGGUCAUUUUAAUAUCUGAGAAGUUGUUUUUAUGUCAAAGAAAAACAAGUAAGAUGUUCACGUGUAAGUUUAAACAAAAAGCUCUCUAAGAGGAUGUGUUUUGUUUGUAUGUUGAUGAGAGGAAGUCAUUCGUCUCCUCUUUCACUUCUAUCCGAAGUGUGAAAUAUGCUCAAUUCUUUUAUACCGAUGUGGCAUUGCUCUGAUCAAACAGAUUGAUUUCUGUAUCAGACAAACACUCAUCUGAUUAUACACCGUAUCGUCAGCUCUGAGAUUUACUGACCAAAUAAAGACAGAGAAACUGUGAGAAACGUUUGGGUACCAGUACAGCAAUAGAGGUGCGGCAGCUCCCUCAGCAAACACGUGCAGUUUUUCCACUCACUAUUGUGUGUGCGGAGUUUAGAGAUCCUCUGAUGUGCGAUUUAAAAGGCUUGUCAUGUCGAGCAACCAGAUUUUAUCAGGUUAAAAGCCAGUGUGAUCUGAGUCACAUCUAUAUGUGCUGUGAAGUUAGAAUCAAAUGUGGAUUGUGUUUCAGUGUGAACGGUAAGACGGGAUUUUAGUUUGUUUUUCCUCAUCAUUCAUUGGGCCUCUUUUGGUGUGGCGGUAAUGCAGCUAACAAACUCACCUGAAACAGCGUGACCGGAGAUGCAUCUAUAUGUGAUGUGCAUUUAGUGCCAGUUUAGAUUGUGUUUCAAUGUGAAUGGUAAGACUGAAUUUGAAACAAUCGUUCUCAUCAAACUGCUUUUAUUUUAUAACCAUCCAGAUUACAAAUUCGCACAUAACCCAAUCGGAAUGAAUCUGAAUCGUCUUAAUAUGGAAAGUCAGAUUGGAUUUUGAAUCGUUUUCCUCAUCACAUUUAUUUGUGGUGUGAAAUCAGAAUCAAAUCUGAAAUGUGCUUCAAUGUAAAGGUUCUGAUUGGGUUUUCAAUAGUUUUUCUCAUUAUUCGCAGUGUAUAAACCAGAAUUUGUUGAAGUAAAAACGCAGGUUACCAUUUCAUAUGAAACCCAAUGUGAUCUGAAUCCAUAUGUGGUGUGAAAUCCGAAUUUGAUGUAGAUUGUUUCAACGUGAAUGGUCAUAUUUAAUUUGUUUUUAAUCAUUAAUCGUAAUACACCUUUAAGUGUGGUAAAAACGCAGCUUGCACACUCACACAAAGCACAGUGUGACCUGAAUUGCAUCCAUACGUUUUGUGCAAUCAGAGUGAAACUAGAUUGUGUUUCAGUGUUAAUUGUCAGACUGGAUUUGAAAUAAUUGCUCUCAUCAGUCUGAUUUUUGUUUUAUAACCUUGCAGAUUACAAAUUUGCACACAACCCAAUGUGAAUCUGAGUUGUUCUAAUGUGAAAGCGCAGACUGGAUUUCAAAUGGUAUUUCUGAUCACAUUUAUAUGUGGUGUGAAAUCCUAAUCCAUGCUGCAUUGUUUUAAUGUGAAGGGUCAAACAGAAUUUCAGAUAGUUUUUUCUCAUUAUUCAUAGAAUAUGAACCAGAUUUUGUUUUAGUGAAUGCAGGUUACUAAUUCAUAUAAUACUGAAUUGCAUCUACAUCUUGUGUGAAAUUAGAAUCAAGUGUGGAUUGUGCUUCAGUGUGAAUGGUCACAUUGAGUUUUUCCUCAUCGUUCAUAACGCCUCUUUGUGGUGCGGUAACAAUUCAGCUUACAAACUUACAUGAAACACAGUGUGAUCUGAAUUACGCCCAUAUCUGGUGUGAAAUCAGAAUCAAAUGUGGAUUGUGUUUCAGUGUGAAUGGUCAUAUUGAGUUUUUCCUCAUCGUUCAUAACGCCUCUUUGUGGUGCGGUAACAUUUCAGCUCACAAACACAGUGUGAUCUGACUUGCAUCCAUAUGUGAUGUGAAAUCAGAAUCAAAUUUGGAUUGUGUUUCAGUGUGAGUGGUCUAUUGAAUUUGAAAGAGAUUUCCUCGUCAUUCUUAAGACCUCUUUGUGGUGCGGCUUAUAAACACCAUGUGAUCUGAAUUACAUCCGUAUGUGGUGUGAAAUCAGAAUCAAAUGUGGAUGCUGUUUGAGUGUGAAUGCUCAGACUGGAUUUGAAAUAUCUUUUCAAACCCUUUUUAAGGCAUCAACCAGAUUCUGGUGUUUUGUGUUGAUGCAGUUUGUUCUUUUGCAAGUUAAAGUCUUGUUUUUCAUUGUUUUAUUGGUAUUACAUACCUUGCGAAGCAAUCCACUUUUUACUUCUGCUUUUUUUGUCAAGACACCUGGUGAUUUUGUUUCGUUUUUAUUUUAUUUUUUGGCUAUUAGACUUAUUUGUUUUAAUGUAGUCACUUGAGUGGUUUAAGCAGUUACUUCUACUCAGUAGACAUAUUUUGUUUGGCUUCUCUGUGGUUGCUCUCUUUAUUGAAGAAAAGAAGGAUUCGAGUGUGCCGUGACUCUAAGACUGCAGUUGAAUUAAGUGUGCUGUGACUAUUGACAGAGACUGAAGUAUGACAGUUGGUUUGCAUACGCCUUAGAGAAAUUAAUGAAUGUGUUUUAUGGGAACGUUUGUUUUUUCGAUAGUGAAGAAGUUUUUAUUAUUUACUUCACCGUUUAGAGAAUUUUGUGGCACGUGCGCAGCUAAGAUUUGUAGUUAAUUGAAAGUGCAGGAGGAAGUGCAAGAAAGCAAGUCUUUAUUUUGCUGUCGAAUGAAAGUUGUUGAAGUGAGAAACAUUGGAGGUGUUUUUGUGUGGUUACGAACAUAUUCACUUCCUAUAAUCCUCAGCCUUCCUUUUAUAGUAUUAUGCACACACACACACAAACAAAAUAAAACCGGCCUAACUAUGCAUAACAAACUACAUAAGCAAAUAUCGGGUGACAUUGUAAUAUCCUAACAUGGUUUCUGAUGGUUUUAUAUAGGUUAACAACGCUCCAAAUCUGCGGUGUUGCUUUUUUAACCUCAAAUAUAGUCAAUCAAGUAUUUUUUAUUUUUUUUUGUCUCCUUUUUGUUUAGUUAUAUGAAUAACCGUACUGUUUGUUUGAAUGCAUCUCAACUCUUUUGCUAUAGUUGUGUGUUGCUGAGGAGAGAUUUCAGCUGACCUCUUAGCUGGUGUUCCAGAGUUUCUCACACUUGUUCAUUUCAAAUACUGUUAAAAUCUUUCUAGGAGUUUUGUACACAAAAACUAUUGAAACUAAAGGAAUAAAAAAGACAUACUAAA
Messenger RNA from Danio rerio (zebrafish), 8376 nucleotides. The record is from RefSeq and is a predicted model, not a curated record. Lineage: Eukaryota; Metazoa; Chordata; Actinopteri; Cypriniformes; Danionidae.